Molecule: messenger RNA, 2321 nt
Organism: Amoebophrya sp. A25
Lineage: Eukaryota; Dinophyceae; Syndiniales; Amoebophryaceae
Source: the annotation of a GenBank genome assembly
GUAUCAGUAGCUUUUUGGCAAUUUCCUAUUAAUUCGAAACUAUUGGUAUUACUAUUGGCCUUCUUGGUAUCUAUUGGGGACGGCGUCGGCGCUGGUGUUGAGCGACUGCCGUUCGUGAUUGAAAUGGUCUUGAUCUUCUUCAUACAUUCUACAGGUCGAGCGGCUAUUUCUUAGCUCGAUCCAAAGCGCCCUGAAAUUGACCAAGGCGAAGAUGUGUGUUAGCGUCAAGGUUUUCGAUAGGCGACCAACUUCCGUGAGCCGAAAACUUUUUUCUGUCGUCGACAAAUACGAUCUAGCGCUUUACAGUCUCUAUGCGAAUUGUGAGAUUGUAUUGCACCAGCGAGAACGGAAAAACACCAGAACGAAUAAUCAGGCCGAUGAGGAGUUUCGUAACAAGUCUCGCACGACGUCGACGAAACACGUCCAAGGACAACAAAGUAAUCAUCUGAUUCUUAAUGACGAUGAACAACAUCAUCAUGCAGCCACGACGACAUUGAGCCCGACAACGAGCGCGAAUACACGCAGUCCACAUCAAUUACGCUUACGCCGAGGCUCAUCUGCCUCUAGGCUCCCCGGCUUCCAAGAAGGUCAGUGUACGGCAAAUACCGACGAUUUGAUCCACCUGACGCGACUCGAACAUCAACUGAGAGUGGCCCAGCAGAUCGCAGAAAAAGAACGCCUCAAAAGUCGAGGGCUGGAGCGGAAAGUCCGCCUUCUCGAAGACAGAAUAGCCAAUAUGCGAACUUAUGGGGUCCUGGAUUUAUAAUAUUGCAUGGUGCUGUUGAUGCCGGUGCGGACCUGUAUCUGAUCAUCUUGUUCAUGACCAAAUUUUAGAGGCAAACAAGAAGCUGCGCGGUCGCGGUCCGUACAUACAACAGACUCAUGAUGGUGUCCUUUAAUUAUUAACAAGUCCUCUCCUCAUUAUGGAGGGAAAUUCGCCUACAAAAACGCCUUUACUUAUGGAGGCAAAAAAAAAAAAUAGCUUAGUCAGAUAGUCAACUAGCUACUUCAGUAGCGCUAUGGGUGGACUCUGCAGAAGCGCGACACCCUGCCGCUCGUGGUUGCAUCGGCUGGGCGAGUUGAAGAGCCGCCGCAAGGGUGCCGCGCAUGGUUUGCCUGGUUGCCCUUGCGGCGCGCCGAAUGCGUUGGGGGUCCCAGUGCAUCGCAAUGUGUCCACGGUCAUGCGCCUUCGGCAGAUGAAAAGCAGAACCGGCCGACCCAUCUAGAAACGACGCGAGCGCAGACACAGCGAGAACCGAGAAGAAGGAGGCCAACCAUGUUGCAAAAACGUGGAGAACUCGGGCGGUGGGGGUUCUCAAAUGCUGCCCCCUUUCUGGCAUGGUUAGAUACGGCGCCGGACCCCCUGAGCCCUCCCGAAGAAAUCCCGAAAAUUGCCCGCCUUCGCGUGGCUGAUUUUUCACACCCAAAUCGAGGGAGUGAUAGGCGUUGGCAAGUGUCUACAAAUUCCCUUCAAAAUGGUCGAAAUGUUCCCCGUCGAACCCCUUGAAAGCUUCGGCAAAAUCAUCGCCACGCAUGGACCCGGCAAGAAAUGUGACCAAAAUGAGCCAGCUCCAUCGGCCUCACUCAGUCGGAACUGUCAACGAUCUACAACUCCACAUCUGAGCCCCAUCCAGAGGGCCAAAAGGCCCCGAACUUGUCCAAGCCAUCGCCAGAGCAUCAGCGGCCUACCUCGAGUAAGGUAGUGCCAAGGUUACACCGCGGCACUAAUCACCCAGCGGGCGGAGCUGGGUGCCGUGGAUCAAAUCCCGCGCAGCGGCCUCGCGGCUGCUCUUCAAGUCACCCAGCCGGCACAACCACGGGCGGCAACGUGGCGCGCAUCUGCAGAGUCCAUCCAUCGCACGAUGUAAAAAGCUAGGCAACUAUCUAAUUGAGCAACUUUCUUGCUUUGCCUCCAUAAGUAGAAAGCGUUUCUGUAGGUGAAUGCCCUUCCAUACUCAUGAUCAACAUCUCAAUCUCUACUAUCGUAUGUUUAAAAUGAUCUAAGUCUUGUAUUUCCAAGAACACUGUCAAGAGCGGAUAGAGCAGCAACGUAGGUGCCAGAAUCUGCACGGCGAGACACCGGAUCGCUUCUCCGAAUUAGAGGGUGGAGGCCAUGAUGAGCAUCUCGAUCACCACAAUUUGCUGUACUAUGAUGCCCCACCAGGAGGAGAGAACGGUUCUUCAUCUCCCUCCAAGAAUAUUCAGGUCCAUCUUCGCAGCCAGACUGGAGCAGUAGAGGAUCAAGAUGGCAACGAAAUAUCCAGCAAGGAGAUGGCAGAGCACCAUGGCAACAUGAUGCAUAGCCUUACAAGUGCUGAGGG